Botrytis fragariae is the source of this 1389-nucleotide messenger RNA. RefSeq names its product putative mnng and nitrosoguanidine resistance protein. The record is from RefSeq and is a predicted model, not a curated record. The transcript has 4 exons. Gene Ontology annotation, cellular component: membrane. Bases 1 to 1389 code for a protein of 462 amino acids. NCBI's taxonomy places the organism in Eukaryota, Fungi, Ascomycota, Leotiomycetes, Helotiales, Sclerotiniaceae.
AUGGCGAAUGAUGAAGAUGAGCAAGAUACUCGUCCGGUGGGAUUCUGGCAUCGCGAUUUAAACGUGACGAGGAAAUACGUUGUUAAGAAGUGGAUUAUUACGACCGUCAUCCUCUCCAUAGCAAUCCUAUCCAUUCUUUCUAUUUACUGGAGCGUCCUCUUCCACGUCGAGAAAAACCUCUCGGCGCUAGUAGUCUGGGUAGUAGAUUUCGAUGCACAAGUUGCACCUUACACAGACACAACUCCAAUAAUUGGACCCGAGAUUGUGAAGGCCGCCGAGGCACUAAUUGCUCCUAAAGGUGCGCUGGGGUGGGGAAGUUUACCGGCGAGUGAUUUUGGAUAUGAUCCAAUGGAGGUUAGGAGGAGAGUUUGGGAGUUUGGAGCUUGGGCUGCCGUAAUAAUCAAUGCAAACGCAACAGCCCUCCUGCAAGAUGCCGUCCGAAACGGCAAUUCGACUUUUGAUCCCAUGGGAAUUGCUCAAGUGGUCUACGUACAAGCACGAGACGAAACGACCUAUGCCAACUAUAUCACCCCACAGCUACUUCAAUUUCAAUCCUCUGUAACCGCCAUGUUUGGCCAGCAAUGGGCUGCACAAGUAGCGGAUCAAGCAGCUGCCAACCCAGCUAUAUUGUCGAAUAUACGAAAUAGUCCCCAGGCAGUCUCACCCGCUAUCGGGUUCUCGACCUUCAAUCUUCGACCUUUUACUCCGCCUGUUGCUACGCCAGCUGUCAGCAUCGGUCUCAUUUAUUUAAUCAUCAUUUCUUUCUUCUCCUUCUCCUUCUACCUCCCUGUCCAUACAAAAUACAUAACUCCUCAAGGUCAUCGACCCCUUCAUUUCUACCAAAUGGUUAUCUGGCGCUGGCUAGCCACCAUCGUCGCCUACUUCUUCCUCUCUCUCUUCUACUCGUUGCUAUCCCUCGCCUUCCAGAUCCCCUUCUCAACAGGCCACAAAUCGAUAACUUCAGUCGAAAGCGCCACGGCCUAUGGAAAAGGCACAUUUGUAGUUUUCUGGAUGCUCAAUUGGGUAGGUAUGGGCGCGUUAGGUAUUGCCUGUGAGAAUGUGACUAUGAUUAUUGGACAGCCGUGGACCGCGCUUUGGUUGGUUUUUUGGGUUAUCACAAACGUUUCGACGAGCUUUUACUCGAUUGAUUUGGCGCCAAAAUUCUUCUAUUGGGUCGUCGAAGCCAGUCGCCAACUCCUCUUCGACCUACACUCCCGCAUCGGUCUCAAUUUUGGCGUCCUAUUCGCCUGGGUCGCAAUCAACACUCUCCUCUUCCCCUUCUGCUGUUAUUUCAUGCGCUGGCAAACAUUAAAAGGUCAGGAAAAAACGAUGGAUAAGAGAGGGAAUGCCAAGGAAGAUUCUGAAAGUAAAGGGGUGGAAGAAGCUUGA